AUGGAGCCUGCGCCUUGGGGUUUCACAAGCUCCCAGGUUACUUCGCGCGUGCAGUCUGGGCUGAGAACCGCUGGAGAGGAGGCCCAACAUUGAAAGAGGAGGUUUCAAGCAGAGCCUGGCUCGGGUUGGCCAUCUGGAAAAAGGGGGCUCUGGCGUCUCAGAACACAAAAAUGAUUUCAUCCGUUGUCAUUUCACAUCUGAUUGAUGAAAAUAAAUCAAAAGAAAAUGGAGCCGCGUUGCCUGUGCCGUGUGCCUAUUCCACGAAGCCCUCUUUUGCUAAUCGCAGCGGUGUCACCAUUAACAGGGCAUUUGAAAUCCUUCCCGGAGGAUUAGGAAUUCAGACAUCUGCGGGGCAGCAAGGACCUGUAACACAGCAGCCACCCCAAGAGGAGAAGCCCUGCGGUGGCUCCCAGAAAGGGUUUGCAUCCAUCACCAUAACGGCCAGGCGCGUGGGCCCCCCCGCCAGCACCCUGGUGUGGGAGGCUGUGGGGGACCCACUCUGGAUCAGGUGCAGGGCGCAGGAUGCUCUGUUCAGGGACCCCUCCAUGCUGGCCAGUGGUACCCAUCCACGUCCACAUCAGGCACCUUUUGGCUGCCCAGAAUUCUCCAGAAACUGCUCUGUGAUGGGGCUGAAGGUCCCCGAGGCCCACGCAGGGCUGUGUGAGGGACAGGAUUGCUGGAUAACCAACGAGGGCAACGGGGGGGACAGUUCUUCUCCAGGCACCCCACGGUUGCAGGUGGAAAAGAGUCCUCUGGUGUUCAGCUCUUGUGUUCAUCUCAGAGUGUCCCAGCCGUGUCCAAAUUCCAUCUACUACCUGGACAGGUCCCUCUCUGUCCCCAUCGAGCCCCCUCGACUUGCUGGCCCUAAAACACACAGAUCUGUCCUGUCUCUCAACCUGAAUUGCAGUUCACACAGACGGACACCAGAUGGAGCAGGUGGCACAGUGAACAGAGAGCCAAUAAGCGCAGCUCUGAUGCCGAAGCCCAUGGAGGGAAAGCAGCUCCUCCUGGGCCCUCGCUGGAACCUGGGUUUGCAAGAAAGUUUCUUGGAGGAAAACCCAUCACUGGGGAGGGUGCAUGUGGGGACCGGCGCGUGUCCUUGGAGAGGCUCUUCUCCAUUGGGAAAUACAGCAUUUACAGCUUCGGGAACUAACCAGAUCCCCGGAAGAAAAGAGAAGGAGGACCCAACAGCUCAUUGUCCCACCGACAGUCAAGGUCCUGCCAACCAACUGUCCAUCCACAUCCCCGGCUGGAGCUACGCGGCAGGGGCAGCCAGCACUCAGGCCGACACCGUGCACCCUCCUGCCAUGGGAGGUUUUCGAGGACCAGGCGACAAUGCCUGGUGA
Messenger RNA from Phacochoerus africanus (Common warthog), 1346 nucleotides. RefSeq names its product (E2-independent) E3 ubiquitin-conjugating enzyme FATS-like. The coding region runs from base 171 to 1346 and encodes 391 amino acids. Gene Ontology annotation, biological process: regulation of centriole replication. Gene Ontology annotation, cellular component: centrosome; cytosol; centriole. The transcript is spliced from 4 exons. The record is from RefSeq and is a predicted model, not a curated record. NCBI's taxonomy places the organism in Eukaryota, Metazoa, Chordata, Mammalia, Artiodactyla, Suidae.